Messenger RNA from Ictalurus furcatus (blue catfish), 1910 nucleotides. RefSeq names its product potassium inwardly rectifying channel subfamily J member 13 (gene kcnj13). Gene Ontology annotation, cellular component: plasma membrane. The transcript has 3 exons. The record is from RefSeq and is a predicted model, not a curated record. NCBI's taxonomy places the organism in Eukaryota, Metazoa, Chordata, Actinopteri, Siluriformes, Ictaluridae. Gene Ontology annotation, biological process: potassium ion import across plasma membrane; regulation of monoatomic ion transmembrane transport. Bases 689 to 1756 code for a protein of 355 amino acids. Gene Ontology annotation, molecular function: inward rectifier potassium channel activity.
UCGGCGUGCAGGGUCUGCAAACAGAGUAAUAUUACAUUACCUGAGGCAGAAUGUGACAUCAGAAGACGGGAAUUAAUCAAAUAAUGCAAAAAUGCAAAAGGGUUUGUGCAUUAACACACCACACCACGCACACACACACACACAUACAUACACAUAAACACAGUCUGUCAACGAUGGACAACAUGAAGACACAAAACAAAUACUGAAAUUCCAAGACAUUCAAGCAACAGCUGUCCCCUUUGACACACACACACACACAGGCACACAUACACAGACACACACACACACACACACACACUUUUAGCCUCUAGGUGUUUCUUUCCUUUCUUUCUCUGUCUCUUUCUCAAGCACUCCUAAUUGGCCACAAGCUGAGUAAUGUGACCAAUGGGCUGCUGUGCUGGCGUUCCUCUGUGUGUGCCUGUGUCGAUAUGUGUGUGUGUGUGUGUGUGUGUGUGUGUGUGUGUGUGUGUCAGUGAGUGUGCUCAGGAGCUGAUCAGGGUAUCUGAGGCUCCCCGUGUCCUGUACAGAAGAGUUUUUGGAAGACUCUGACUCGCCGAGUUACACUUGGACCUACAAUUCUACAAACGUUUAGACUUUUGAUUCGUGGGACAAAAGACAGACGAGCGUCCAGAGGAGACCAGUGAGGUCCAAAUCGUCAUCUUCAUUACCCCCUACCCUCCCCGUUGGCAUGGCAACCAGCAGCUCAUCAUUACCGCUAAUGAAAACCAAACCUCAGCAGCAGAGAUUGGUCAGCAAGGAUGGGCGGAGUCUUAUGCGCAGCCCUGCCUCCGGUAUACGGGAAAUGUGGAUCGGGGCGUUUAAGGACAUGUGGGGAGCGUGGCUUUCCUUGCGUUGGCGUUGGGUGGUGUUGGCAUUCUGUGGUUCCUUCCUUCUCCACUGGCUUCUCUUUGCUGUACUGUGGUAUGUCUUGGCGCGUGCCAAUGGUGAUUUGGACGUCGACCAUGACAACCCACCGCCUGGGCAUACGCUGUGCGUCAAAUAUGUCACGGGAUUCACUGCCGCCUUCUCGUUCGCCCUGGAGACCCAGCUGACCAUCGGAUAUGGGACCAUGUACCCCAACGCCGAUUGCCCUACCGCCAUUGCCCUUCUUGCCUUGCAGAUGCUCCUGGGGCUCAUGCUUGAGGCCUUCAUCACUGGUGCAUUCGUGGCUAAAUUUUCUCGUCCACAGAAGCGCUGCAGUGGAAUCUUGUUCAGCCCUAAAGCCGUGGUGUGUGAAGUCGAAGGUCAACGUUGCCUAAUGUUCCGCGUGUGUAACCUGCUCUCAAGGCCGCUGGUUGAUGUGUGUUUGAGCGCUGUGCUCUAUGAGGAACAGGACGAUCACACAAUCCACCAAACCGCCCUGGAUUUCCUGUUGGACGGCUUGGGCUCGCGACCUUGCCCCCUCUUCCUGUCACCUUUGACCUUUCUCCACCCCUUGACCCCAGACAGCCCACUGAAUCGUGCCAUGCCACCUUCAGGCCAGUCGCAGUUCGAGCUGGUCGUGUUUCUUUCUGCUUCCCAGGAGGGCACUGGAUCCGCCUACCACAAGAGGACGUCCUACUUGGCCGACGAGAUCCAAUAUGGCCGCCGUUUCACCAAGGCGGUCCUGCACGGGGAACGGCGGAACAGCACUCAGGCCAUGCGCUAUUUCGACACACACAUGUGCCCACUUAUGGGACCCAACACAUACAGCAACUCUCGGGACAAGGAGUGUGUGGUACAGGUCAAUGGCGAUGGUAACGAUGCUAUGGAAUAGCUGUGUGUGUGUGUGUGUGUGUGUGUGUGUGUGUGUGUGUGUGCCCUGCAUUGUUCCUCAUCCACUCUGUGCACAUGAAAGGACAUUUCACUUGAGAACAACAAUCACAUAAGUCUUUACACUUCAUUCCAUUAAUCAUAAUCACUACCUAGAA